This is a messenger RNA of Camellia sinensis, 2848 nucleotides long. RefSeq lists its product as uncharacterized. The record is from RefSeq and is a predicted model, not a curated record. Lineage: Eukaryota; Viridiplantae; Streptophyta; Magnoliopsida; Ericales; Theaceae.
ACACUGCAUACACAUAACACUGUGGUGCUCCAAAAAAAAUAUACAUAUUUCUAAAAAAAGACAUGAAUUCAAUACCUUGAAAGGGUAAUUGGAUGCCAGAGAUCCUGUCCAAGAAGCUUGAAUUCCUAGCCUCAGACCAAUUCCAAUUGAAAAACCCAUAAACCUCGUCGAACCCACUCACCCCUUCUUUCAAAUAGUAACUCCCAGCAAGAGUCCACAAAGCCCAGUCAAAGUCAAGUUCAGCAUUAAAAUUCAAUUAUGACCGUUGGUGCGAUCCUAAGUUCCAGUGAGGCCCGGCAUAACCAUGGAUGUUCCAAAGAAGAGAAAGAUCAUCUAAUUCGUAGCACUAAGAAGAUCAAAGGUAUUUCUGAUUCAGCUGAUGAUGGUAUGGAGGUACAGAGCUCGGUGGAUGAUACUCAGGGGAAGGCGAACCCUAACCUUUCGAUACCUGAGGAACCUAUGUUGGAGGCCUCCCUGAGCCAGAAAAAGGAAAUUAGGUCGGAAGCUCCACCUCCUCCCAUGGAAGGGCAGUCAGACCAAGUUCGAUCGUUCAAACAAGCCUUGUUGUGUUCUCGAUUUAAUGAAUGUGGAAAUGAAAAGAAUUUUGACUGUGAUGUUGAGACACUCUCUUCGGAUGAAGAUGAUUUGGCCAACGACACAGGUCCUGAGGAUCACAUGGAGAUCAAUGAAGGAAAUAGGGCAGGUGGCCCAUGGGUUGUUCUGGAUCACUAUGUGACGGUGAGGAAAUGGCAACAAGAUUUCAAAUCUGAUGAGGCUGAAGAAGAUACCACUGCCAUCUGGGUGCGGUUUCCUAAUCUGCCGAUUGAGUAUUAUGAUGAGAAAGUUCUUUAUCAUAUCGCGAAGAUCCUGGGGGUGCCUCUGAAGGUGGAUAUAAAUACGGCCAUGGCAGCUAGGGGGAAAUAUGCUAGAGUUUGUGUGGAAGUUGAUCUUCGAAAACCACUGAUUUCUCAGUUUUCUAUAGGUAAGUAUACAUAUGUUAUAGAAUAUGAACACUUACAUACUCUCUACUUUUCUUGUGGCAGGGUGGGACAUCGCAAAGAAAGUUGCAGUGAGAAUUUUUCACCGGUGACAACCAUCCCUAACCAUAAUCCCACCAGAGAAGAAAACCUAGGGAAGGAGGCUACUAUAAAUGGGCUGGACUCAUGUAAUGGAAGAGAUAAAGAAGGGCCAGAGACUGAUAAAUAUGGGCCUUGGAUGAAGGCCACCACAAGGAGAAGAAGGCAAGGCCAAAAAAAUUCUAAAGGGCCCAAUGCCCAUGUACGUAACAAAUUUGAAGUUCUGAGUAACGUGGAAGCCCCACCACGGAUGAUAGAAGCCCAAGAUCCUUCAAGAUCAAUUCCUACUGGGCCAGAUCAAGCUGAUUUGGGAUUAACACACAAAGAACAAUCUGCCAAGCCAGCAGACAGUAUGGCUAAUUUGGGUUCAUCAAGUGACUUGAACAUGGAUAACUGGAGAGAAGAGAUUAGACAAGGCAAACAGCAGAGUUGCAUUACUGCAACAAGUUUUCAGAAGUUAGAACAAGAAGUAAGGGAGUCUAUGUCAUCCAUCCUAAUCCCCAUCAGCCCUAGGACUUCUUAACAAGUUAAAAGAAACCCUAAGGCUAAGGUUAGAGAACCACCAGAUCGUUAUGGAAGAAGAAGGAGAGAAUUACCCAACAGAGAAGCAUAUCCUGAACAUGCACAGAGUCUUGUUAAUGCUUGCACCAGACAAAGAAGUGUUUCACCUUGUCACUACAGAAUGGUGGAUAGAGGGAGUAAAGCUGAGAAUCCAUCCUUGGAGACAGAUAGAAGCCAGCCAGGAGCGGCACUUCAUAGCAUUAACACCAACAUUGUCAAUGGAGGACAACCAGAGUAAAGCUAAGGGUAUUCUGGGCUUGUCUAACCAGAACACUCUUCCUACCCUUAACCAGUCAUCUAUGAAUCUGAUGGUUUGGAAUUAUAAAGGUGCAGGUAACAAAAGUCUCAUAGGAAUAUGAGGGAAUUAGUCCAGAUUAACAAACCUGAUAUGCUAAUCCUUAUGGAAACCAAGGUUGAGUUUAACUCUAUGGGCAUGUUCUUCAAUAGGAUGGGUUUCACUGCAUCUUUUCAUGUGGAUCCCAUCAGUAGAAGUGGGGGUAUUUGGUUAGUCUGGAACCCCAUCAUUGUGAAUGUGAGAGUCACUGAGGCCAGUUCCCAGUUGAUCACUGCCACCAUUUCGAGGCAAGAUUAUCCCGAUUGGAUUUUAUCUGUUAUCUAUGCUAGUCCUAUUAGCCAGAAAAGGGAUGAGCUGUGGAAUAAUUUGGAAAGAUCUUCCCAAACUAUCACUGAUCCUUGGCUUUUAGCUAGGGACUUUAAUGACUUUGCUUCUCUUGAUGAAAAAAGAACCAUGUCUGGAAGCCAAAACUAAAGUCAAGAUCAACAGAGAGCUCAGAAAUUUACUGAGAGGGUGAACAAUUGUAACCUGAUGGACUUGGGAUGUACAGGUCCUAAGCUCACUUGGUCUAAUAAUAGAAAUGGGUGGGCUAAUACUAUGGUGCGACUUGAUAGAGCCAUGUGCAACACUGAAUGAAAGACGAGCUUCCCCGAUGGUUUGGUCCAGAAUCUCCCUCGUACAUACUCUGAUCACUCUCCUUUGAUGAUCUUCACUCAAGGUAAGCAUUCUUUUAAUCAUGUUUGUAAACCCUUUAAAUUUGAAGCUGCUUGGAUCUCUCAUGAAGAGUUCCAGUCAGUUGUGGAUUCUAAUUGGAAGUUCCCCUCUUCAUCUGUUCUAGAUAAGCUUGAUUACCUUACUAACAAAAUCACUGUUUGGAAUAAAGAGGUGUUUGGUAACAUUUUUAGAAAAAAAAGAU